AUGAAAAGCCAUCUGCAUCGUGCCCUGUUGGGCCUAGGGCUCACCAGCCUUACCCUCGCCGCUGUUGUGCCACACGACGUCGAAGUCCUCCGCUUCUCCAACCCCAUCGAUAUAACACCAGACUCAUUACACAAUAUCCACGUGGAUGUCGUCGAUAAAGCCUUCGAAGGACAUCUGCGCCUUGUAUAUGGUGACUGCGACAUUGAGCAAGCCGGCCAAGGGCACCACGACGUCGGAAACGUAUUCAUCAAGCGCGAUGCGCACCUGGAACGACUUGUUUGGAUCACGCCCUCUGACACACCACAUUUACAAUGUUUACAUGCAUUCUCGGAGUCUUUUCUGGUAGGCCGCUCGUUGCCUAUCAGCGUGUCGUUACCGAUAAACAAGCGCGAGAGCCUCGCAGAUCUAGCUAAUAUGGAAGGGCCCUGGUUCGACGGCGUGGCAUACAUGAAAUCCAAACAACAAGAUGCCGCUGUCGUUUCCAAAGCGAAGAAUACAUCCGUUGCUAUUAUUGGUGGCGGUAUGUCCGGUCUUAUGACAAGCCACCUUCUCGAGUCUGUUGGCAUACAUGAUUGGCACAUUAUAGAGUCCUCGGAACGGAUCGGUGGUCGCAUUCGUACGAAGUAUCUCAACAACUCAUCACCAGAGGAUUACACAUAUCAGGAAAUGGGUCCAAUGCGGUUCCCUGUGAGUAUCACAUACGCGGAUACGAAUGAGACACUGCAGAUUAUGGAUCAUCGGAUGGUCUUCCAGCUCGCUGGGGUGUUGAACAAGAUGAAUGCCAAGGCGAACAAGACGGAUUUACAGGUGAACUUCAUUCCCUGGAUUCAGAGCAGCCCGAAUGUCCCUGCCGAUAGCGGUGGUGUUCGUUUGCCUGAUGGCCGGAUUCCGAGCGCGGCGGAUGUCGCUGCCAACUCUUCUCUUGUGUAUACGGCAGCGUCAUCGAAUGCGACAGCAGCUAAAAAUGCAGAGGCCGCAGUUGACAACUACACGGGCAUGAAUAACCGAAGCACGAUCCGUAACUUUGCAUCGAACAUGUACAAGAUGCACAAACACGCCGUUGACAACGGCUUGUUUCACUGGUCUGAGGCUGGGUACCUGCGGUAUGCACUGGGCUACGACGCAAAUAUUUCCGACUAUGUAGCCGGCACGACAGACACACCGAUGUGGCUAUACGAAGACGUCUAUUUCGCAGCAACAGAAUGGCGCACAAUCGACAAGGGUCUCGAGUCCCUCCCGCGCGCAUUCUACCCCCUCGUCUCCGAUAGACUGACCUUAAACCGCACGAUUGACGGCCUCGUCUACAACGAGACAUCCGGAAAAAUCGCCGUUGCAUGGCGCGAAGAUCCCCUGUCCAUGACUCCUAUUACAAAGGAAUACGACUACGCAGUUGUCGCCGCACCAUUCAGCAAAGUCCGUCUCUGGUCCCUACCUCAAUAUUCAUCAUUGCUGAGCCGCGCAAUCUCGACCCUAAACUACGGUCAAUCAUGCAAAAUGGCACUCAUGUACGAAACCCGUUUUUGGGAACACCUCCCCGAACCCAUCUACGGUGGCUGCGGCACCGUCGAUGUCGCCGGCGUCGGAAACGUCUGCUACCCCUCUUAUAAAAUGAAUAACACGGGCCCCGGCGUAAUCCUGGCCUCCUACAUCUCCGGCAUAGAAGCGCGCUCCACAGCCGCCCUAUCAGACGAAGAACACGUCGCACUAAUCCAGCGCACAAUGAUCGAAGUACAUGGUGAAAUUGCCGCGGAGCAAUUCACUGGUAUUUAUGACAGACAGUGUUGGGAGGUUGACCGGCACCAGGCGGGGGCAUGGGCUUCGCCGCUUGUCGGGCAGCAGGAUUUGUAUUUGCCUGCUUAUUAUCAAACGGAGUAUAAAAGCAUCUUCAUCGGAGAGCAUACAAGUUAUACGCAUGCUUGGAUUUUCUCGGCAUUAGAUUCGGCGGUGCGUGGGACGGUGCAGUUGUUGUUGGAUCUGGGGUUGGUGGAUGAGGCGAAGGGGAUUGUGGAGGAGUGGAUGGGGAGGUGGAUUAAGCUGUAA
Aspergillus ruber CBS 135680 is the source of this 2040-nucleotide messenger RNA. RefSeq names its product flavin monoamine oxidase family protein. Gene Ontology annotation, biological process: amino acid catabolic process. Bases 1 to 2040 code for a protein of 679 amino acids. The transcript has a single exon. Lineage: Eukaryota; Fungi; Ascomycota; Eurotiomycetes; Eurotiales; Aspergillaceae. Gene Ontology annotation, molecular function: polyamine oxidase activity; L-amino-acid oxidase activity. The record is from RefSeq and is a predicted model, not a curated record.